AUCAGGCACACAAUUUGGAACAUAAGAGAUGGUUCAUGGCCAAUAAGAGGUAAGAGGCUUGACUGGUCAUAUGUUUGGCCUUCACGUGCCUUUAUAAACAUCGCUGUCUGUUGCUGUUUAGUACAUUACCCUCAUUCUGGAGUACUGCCUGCCCAAUAGCUAUAAUGUAGCCGACAGAAAGAACCCCCCCCCGCCUUUGAGUUGCUAACAUGGCGAGACAUGUGAAUAGCUUCCUUACAGGCCAGACAAGUAUUCUCUCCUUACACCACUCACAGUCACUCGCAGAGACAGCGUAUUCACGCAUGUUCUAGCAUGAGCACCUCCCACUAUAAAUAAUCAACGAAAGACGUGCUUUAACCUUCAAGCUCAUCUCUCAUGCCCACAAAAUGGUUCCAAAACCAGCAGUCACGCCCUUGACCCAUGAUGAAUUCAGAAAGAAAUGUGAUUGCCAGGUCGUCACCAUCUACGCUGGUCGUAAUUGUCACUCCUCUUUCACACUCCCCAAAGACCUUCUCGGCUACUACUCCCGAACUUUCGCACACUAUUUCAACGGAACCUCUGCGCAAGCCCUGUCUGGUUUCUUGAUCCUCCCAGCUGUUGAUCCCAAGUUGUUGGCUGUGCUGAUCGACUAUAUCAAGCAUGGAUCUGCGUCUUUCCCAUACGGUUUCGUGUGGAGCUGGGGGCGAGAGGGGGAUGGUGUUACAGCAGCAGCAUAUCAAGUGAUCAGUGACUGUGUUAGGACUCUCACAGCAUUCCUGGGUCUCUGCGCUGCCUACGAUGUCCACGAGGCAGGGGUAGCGAUAUACGAGCCUCUCACUAUAUGCAUCUAUCUGGCACAGAGCUAUGGUAUUGACAUUAAGACGGUCCUGACGGACGGUUUUAUUGACACGGUUCUUGGAACUCUUCCGGAUCUACCGGGCGGAAAUCCUGUGCUUGUUUUAUUGGCGCAGGCUACCGGUGCGGAUACAGUGAUUAAUCAUCGUCUGGUUUCCAUGGGAGAGUGAGUGGAGUGUGGUUUCCAUGUGUGUGGAGGGGGUGGUCGGCAUGAGGGCUAAGAAGAACGAGGAUAAUAGGAUGAGACUGGUGCUGGCAUCACGACGACAGGGGACCCACGAGCAGUGCUUGUGGAGAAUGGGAAACUAACAACAGAUGUGGGAUAUUACUGUGACACUAUAUCAGCCUCAACUCUAGAUGCUUGAAAGACUCCAAGCAAGGCUAGAUGUAUUAUUGAGGAAGAUUUACAACCUGACGUCUCUCCAUGUGUUGUGACUGUGGAUCAGGUGCCUUCGUCGUGACCAGUUUUGCGACAGAUUCCUCAUUGAUAAAGCUACACACAGAUGAACUAGAU
Pseudogymnoascus verrucosus is the source of this 1348-nucleotide messenger RNA. RefSeq lists its product as uncharacterized. The record is from RefSeq and is a predicted model, not a curated record. The transcript is spliced from 2 exons. Gene Ontology annotation, molecular function: protein binding. The coding region runs from base 387 to 1004 and encodes 205 amino acids. Lineage: Eukaryota; Fungi; Ascomycota; Leotiomycetes; Thelebolales; Thelebolaceae.